Boleophthalmus pectinirostris (great blue-spotted mudskipper) is the source of this 4190-nucleotide messenger RNA. Its product is annotated as protein C-ets-1-like. Gene Ontology annotation, biological process: regulation of transcription by RNA polymerase II; cell differentiation. Gene Ontology annotation, molecular function: sequence-specific DNA binding; DNA-binding transcription factor activity, RNA polymerase II-specific. The record is from RefSeq and is a predicted model, not a curated record. The coding region runs from base 207 to 1370 and encodes 387 amino acids. Gene Ontology annotation, cellular component: nucleus. NCBI's taxonomy places the organism in Eukaryota, Metazoa, Chordata, Actinopteri, Gobiiformes, Gobiidae. The transcript has 10 exons.
GUUAGCUUAAUGGUGUGGAAGGCCACACUGUAAAUGAAAUAAUACCAACAAAAUCACUGCCUUUCUCACACUGGCCUCGUAUGAUCGUGUCACUGUAUCGUAAAAACUGAUUCAUGUUAUGAUUGACAGGUGUCCAAAGGUGGCCUGCCCCUCCUCCUGUAUUAGAGCUGGGGGCUUCCCUGGACCCUGUCACUGUGGACCACCUUAUGCUCCUGGUGACCGGGAUGGAAUGCCCUCUGUACGAGCUGGACCCUUUGGAGGUACCACCCCUCACCCCCACCAGUAAAGAGGUCCUGAGCCAGGCGGUGCGGGCCAGUUUUGCCGGCUUUAACCAGGAGCGACUCAAGCUGCAGCUCCCACAAGACCCCAUGCUGUGGUCUGAGUGGGAGGUGAACCACUGGCUGGACUGGUGCCAGGCCGAGUUUGCCCUGCCGUGUGUGGGGGCAGAGCUGCGGGCGCUGGGGGGGCCGGAGCUCUGUGCGCUGGAGCGGGACACUUUCCUCAGCCUCACGUUGGACUGCAACACCGGGGAGAUCCUGUGGGAGCACCUGGACUCUAUGAGGAAGGAAAAUGAAUAUGAGAGCUCUUCAUCAUAUCCCAGCGCAGUCAUUUACUGCCAAACGUCAACCAACAAAGAAAACUACUGUGACUAUGAGCGGCCGCACAAAUCGUUCCAGGUCCAGUACUGUCCACUGGAGUUUUCUGAACUGCACACACUGGAUCCUGUCAGUAUCUCCUCACAAGACAAUCAGAUGGUCAAGAGAGAGAUGAUGACUGCGCAGCUCCAAACUGUGAUAGAAACAACAGUAAAUGUGGAGUCAGAAGAGGCUGCUCCGUGUGAUGUGGACGACAUUGUUGUGGGCCCUCUGUCUUGGUCGGGUCAGCUGCACGAGUCAGACGAGUCCAUUGAGGAGGAAACAGUAUUCGAGCAAAUGUUUAAUGUUUUCCAGCCACACAGGAGUUUCAAAGAAUACAUGGGCAACAAGACAGACCUGGGCCGAGCAGUCAUCCCUGCUGCUAUUCUCGCAGGAUACACAGGGAGCGGCCCCAUUCAGCUGUGGCAGUUUCUUCUGGAGCUUCUGACCGACCGCACUUGUCAGUCCUGUAUUAGCUGGACUGGAGAUGGAUGGGAGUUCAAGCUGACAGACCCAGAUGAGGUGGCUUUGCUGUGGGGCAGGAGGAAGAACAAGCCUAAGAUGAAUUAUGAAAAGCUGAGUCGGGGCCUGCGCUACUACUACGACAAGAACAUUAUCCGCAAGACGGCCGGCAAACGCUACGUCUACAGGUUUGUGUGCAACCUGCAGGGGCUGCUGGGAUACGAGCCCGGAGAGCUGCACGCCAUGUUGGACAUCAGCUCCAAGAGUCGCUAAAAGUCGCUUCUGAAGUUUAUUGUUGUACUGACGAUGUAAUACUAUUAGAUAUUAGUUGAUUUGAAUUAUGGGUCACACGCCAAAUUUGGAUGGCAGAGGAGACCAGUGAAUAAUUAAGGAGCUAAAAUGGACACAACUAAACAAAUUUUAUACUCCAUGCAGGUUGUUUGACCCUAUUUACAGAUGCACUUAACAUGGAUGGGCUCCCUUUAAGUGGGGGUAUACUGCAGUGAGUACUCAGGUGGUCUUAGAGAUUCCCUGCCAUGAGGGUUUUAGACCACAAAAGCAGCUGUUGUUGGUAAUGGAACCCAAUUGAUCUGUUUACUCUCAGCUUUCCCGCUCGACUUCAUACAGUAAUAUAAAGACACCUAAUUUAACACUGGUGGUGUACUCAGACUGUGUGGACCAGGGUCAGCUGGUCAAAAUGACAGUGCUAAUUUCAAUCUGACCUCAUAUUGUGCUCUUGGAUGAUGUGGUGGGUUUUGCUUUGGCGACUAAAAUACACCACAUUUUCAAAAAUUUAAUUGUGAAAAUAAGACAGAACACCGUUACAAAAACAGACAUCUAGUCAUUCUAAAACAGUCCAUUUUAUGUUGGUGGGUGUUGUCAUUUUUUUAGUAUAACAUGGUAAAGAUGGCACCACAUUUAUUUUUUUUCCAUUUUUAACACUUAAUAUUUUCUAGAGCGUUCAUCACAGAGGGUCAGUUUAAAAAUACAAAGUAGACAGCCUGUGUGGGGGAAGGUGUAUGUUCAAUUUCAAACCUCUGUCUUUGAAAUUGCACUUUCCACAGUCCUUCAAAGAUGCUCUCAGAUUUGAAAAGGAGAAUUUUCGAGCAAAUUCAAGCCCCGAGAAAUCUGUGAUAAACCAAAAGCACAUGUGUAAAAGUCCAGAUUCUACAAGCACAUGUGCCAAAUUUUAACCCUUGAAAAUUUGAAGGACCAACCUUAAAUAGUUUUUUAGAUACAGCAAUCUGAAAGUGGCUCCUCGAAAAACUCGGGGGAGCUGACAAAAUAUUUUUUAAUUCUAACACUAUAAGGAGUUGGGACUUUUCUUAUUGGAAAGUGCGUGAACCUCCUAGAAUUUUUUCAGUCAAAUCUGAGAUGGUCGGGUGGGGGCAUUCAGAGAUUUGGUGUGGAAAAAUACAAAAAUACGAAUCUUUUAGUUUGAAGUACUAAAAGAGACUUAACACAAACUUAAAUAUACAAACCAACUGCACCUUAUCACUGAUAUUUAAGGUCCUACCUCCAAAACUUAUUCACAGAGGUAGUAAUACUAUAAUAUAUUCUUUCUUUUAAAUGUAUAGUUACCAGAGCAAAUCUACCUCUACCUUCUUUUGUACUUGAACCUCCGCAAUCCUUAUUUGAAUAAUGUUACAGAACUGAAUACAGCUUUUGGGGUAAAAAUAUCACUUAUUGCUACUCCUAUCAAAAUGGACUGUUUGAAGAUUAUAUAAUUAUAUAAUUAUAAAGACUCUAUGUUUAUGAUGAUUUCCAUUAACUAAAAAAAAAAAAAAAAAAAAAAGCUAAACUGAUACCCCCUGUUAUCAAUUUAUUAAGGCCUGACACUAUGUCAACUUAUUGUUCAAUGCUGGAACUGUAUAUUUUGGGCUCAGUAUUUAUCGUGGGUACAGUCAUGGUGAGAUUUUUGACAUUUAUAUGUAAUAAAGUCAGAUUUGAGUGGUAGAGACAGGGGCGGAAUUAGCAAUUUGGGGGCUCUAGGCGAACUUGAGUUUGGAGCUCUCACUAUAACACUUUUUUUUUUUUUUUUUUUUUUUUUUUGGUUUAGGUUGUUUUUGUUUUAAAUAUGUUUACUGUCUGUUUUCCCCCAUUGUUCUUGAGACAUGCUGCACAUCUCUAUUUAUUUGAAUUAUGGUGGAUUGGAAACAUGUCUCAUUAAUAUAGCCUACUAGAAAACCAGAACUGAAAGUUGUUUUUUUUUUUUUUUUUUUUUGCUAGAACAACUACAUUUUUCUUUACAUCCACUACAUAUGAUUUUUUAUAAUUUUUCUUAUGAUUAUUGUUGAAAAGUAAACUACUCUCAUUUAAUGUCAUGUUGAGAGAAAAUCAAAUUGCUCUGAGGCCUCCAGGUUUGGGGUUGGUGGCUCCUCCAGGUUUGGGGCCCCAAGGCAGCUGCCUACUUUUGCCUAAUGGUAGCACCGCCUCUGGGUAGAUUAAAAUAAAUAACCUCUAACCUCUCCUUCAUUCAUUCUGCAAUUUAUUGUUUGCAGCCCAAGCUUUUUAUAUUAAUUAAACUGUUUAUUUAUGUGCAAAAUGGGUUUAUUGGCAUUACCUUGCUUUGUGUCACUACCAUAAAGUAUUUUCAACAUUAUAAUUUAUUGCAGUAUUUCUCUGUAGCAAAAAUUGUAUCAUCGUGACAGGGCUGAUAAUGUCUGUAUUUGAAUCAGUGCCACAUUUGUCGCUGAAGUACUUUAAAACACUUGAAAACACCUUUCUUACACAGUUGUAUUCACAUCGCGCCCCUUGCCGGCUGCUCCAUUAGGGGUCCACAGGGGUAAGUGGUGGAAAUAAUCCCCACUCUAAACCUCUAACACAUCCACUGACCAUGUGAAAUCUGAUUCUUGUUUGCUGUAUCUUACACCACACAGUUUAGUCAUUUAUGUGUAAAGAAUAUGCAAAUGAAAUCAGUAAGUAGUGAAAUAAUUGUAACUGAUUUAUUUUCAAUAUUGUGUGCUUGGUUGUCCUAACAACGUAAAAUGCUUGCCUAAUGUCUGCUUGUUUGGUCAGAUAUGUAUGGUAUAAAUUCUCUGCAGAGCUCAGCAUUUGCAUUGCCUGUUUGGAAAGUUCCAUGUGGUCUUUUAA